Molecule: messenger RNA, 969 nt
Organism: Aaosphaeria arxii CBS 175.79
Lineage: Eukaryota; Fungi; Ascomycota; Dothideomycetes; Pleosporales
Product: carbohydrate esterase family 16 protein
Exons: 3
Coding region: 1-969 (322 amino acids)
Molecular function (GO): hydrolase activity, acting on ester bonds
Source: RefSeq, a predicted model, not a curated record
AUGAAGCAAUCAAUCGCCCUCUCGGUCCCCUUAGCAGCCACUGCGCUUGCUGCCCCGUUCAGCAAUACCUCGUCGUGGUCUGGCUGGAAGAAUGUGAAGAAUCUAUUUGUCUUUGGUGACUCCUAUACUCAGACUGGAUUCGAUGUAAAUGGAACCCAGCCCUCCCCGGGUAACCCCUUGGGAAAUCCGCCAUACCCCGGCUGGACCUCUGCCAAUGGCCCCAACUGGGUCGGAUUCUUGACGCAACAAUAUAACGCUUCUACCCUCCUGACCUACAACGUUGCCUACGGUGGCGCGACCGUCGACUCUGCUCUCGUCACCCCUUACGCUCCCACUGUUCUCUCCUUGAAGGACCAAGUCGAGAAGCUCUACCUCCCCAAGUACGGUGCCAACCCAUCUUCUGUACCAUGGGAAGCGUCAGACUCGCUCUUCGCAUUCUGGAUUGGCAUCAACGACGUCGGCAAUUCUUGGUGGCUGAAUAAUGCCACUUUGUACGAUCUCAUCUUCCUAGAGUAUGAUAGCCUGGUCGAGAAGAUCUACGACACCGGCGCGAGGAACUUCCUGUUUUUGACUGUCCCCCCGGUCAACCUCGCUCCAUUGACGUUGGAAAACGGCCCUGAUGCCGUCGAGGGCGAAGGCAAGGUCAUCCUAGAUUGGAACGAGAGGGUCAAGAAGCUGGCGGGUGGAUUGGCCUUGAAGCAUGCGGGCGUCAAGACGUUUGUACACGACACGCAUAAAGUGUAUUCUGAUAUCAUCGAAGAUGUCAACGCAUUCGAGCAGACCGAAGGCUUGAAGAAUGUGACCGGUUACUGCAAGGCAUAUCAAAAUGGUGCGCCAACUUGGUACACAAAAGAUCCAAGCUGCGACUAUGCCGUCAACGAAUACUUCUGGCUCAACAAUCUUCACCCUACGUUCCCCGUGCAUAACGCUACCGCCUUCUCGGUCGUCGAAUACUUGAAGUCUGCGUGA